Bolinopsis microptera is the source of this 1768-nucleotide messenger RNA. RefSeq names its product ras-related GTP-binding protein A-like. NCBI's taxonomy places the organism in Eukaryota, Metazoa, Ctenophora, Tentaculata, Lobata, Bolinopsidae. Gene Ontology annotation, biological process: cellular response to starvation; negative regulation of autophagy. The record is from RefSeq and is a predicted model, not a curated record. The transcript is spliced from 9 exons. Gene Ontology annotation, cellular component: lysosome; nucleus; Gtr1-Gtr2 GTPase complex. Bases 14 to 958 code for a protein of 314 amino acids. Gene Ontology annotation, molecular function: GTP binding; GTPase activity.
UUUUAGUUAAAAAAUGAAGCGACGCGGUUUUCAUGGCUCGGCAAGAAGCACUCACAAGAAGGUUCUUCUUAUGGGUCGAAGCGAAGCAGGUAAGACGAGUAUGAGGAGUAUUAUCUUCGCUAAUUACAUUGCCAGGGAUACCAGGAGGUUGGGAGCUACUAUGGACGUGGAGCAGUCUAACGUCAGGUUCCUGAAUAAUCUGGUUCUUAACCUCUGGGAUUGUGGUGGACAGGAUGCUUUUAUGGAGACCUUCUUCACCUCCCAAAAAGAUGUCUUGUUCUCUAAUGUUGAAGUACUGAUAUUCGUGUUUGACGUCCAAAGUAGCGACGUACAGAAAGAUAUUGAGAAAUACCAAUCUUGUAUAGAAACUGGAAUUAUGAAGUACAGCCCAGAUGCCAUGAUAUUCUGUUUGGUCCACAAGAUGGACUUGAUCCCAAAGGCUCAGCGUGAGAUGCUGUUUUCUAAAAGGAAAGAAGAGCUCGAGCAUCUGUCAAAACCUCUAAAAAUAUCGUGUUACGCGACGUCUAUUUGGGACGAGACGCUCUACAACGCCUGGAGUAAGAUAAUGUCCCUUCUCAUUCCAAAUGUUGGACAGCUCAAACUCAAACUCAAGAAGUUUGCUGACCAUAUAAAUGCUGACGAGGUACUGCUAUUCGAGAAAGCUACAUUCCUGGUAGUGGCACACCACAUGAGGAAGGAACACAACGACGCAAAUAGAUUUGAGAAAAUCAGCAACAUAAUCAAACAAUUCAAACUCAGUUGCAAUAAGAUGCAGAGCUUCUUCAGAUCCAUCGAGGUCAGAAACAGUAGCUUUGCGGCGUACAUAGAGCUUUUCACUGCAAAUAUGUAUAUAAUGGUUGUCAUGAGCGACCCUCAGGUGUGCUCUGCGGCGGUACAGCUUAACAUAAACAACGCUAAGCGCUACUUCAAAGACACCGAUCAGUCGGGGACUCAGUGAUCACGUGACCCAAAUAUAGCACGGGAUCAGGAGAUCACAUGACAAGGAGAUCACAUGACAAGAGUUCAGGUCCUCCUCCAAUAGCCAUCCGAACACCAGUUUUGUAUUGAACUCAGUGAGUGAAACGAUUCGAGUCAGGGGAGGGGAAGCUAUUUGCACGUAGAUAUCAGAUCUAUUGUGUACCGCCUGGGGCCUUUUGGUUUUUCAUUCGAACUUUCGAAGAUUUGGAAAGUUAAUCCAUGAAAGCUCAUGUUAGGGAUCGUUGCAGUCGAAAGUGUGGGACAUGAGUUCUUCAACAAAAAAGGAAAAAAAUGUCACUAUACUAUUAAAAAAAAGUUUUUAAUUUAUCAAGGAGACUGUUGCUGUUAUGAAAUGAUCCCUAAUCUGUAUGAAAUUUUAAACUUUUCCGUUAUGUCAGCAAAUUCAAAAUAUGAAAACAGAUUCAAAUUGUUAAGCAUUUAAUUAAUAUCCGAUAUUUGUCAAAAAUCAAUCCGAUUAAAUUGUAAUUUUCAAGUUCUACCAGCAAGGUUUUUAUUUUUCCGGACUUUAUCAACGUGUUUGAAUCUUAAAAUCAGAAUUCAAUGGCAAAAUUAAAUUGUAGAUACAAAAUAAGAUCAGUUUUCACUUUGCUUAGAAGUGUAGAAAGUAACUUCAAACUUUUCUUUUACACUUUAGUUAUUGAUAUGUUGCCAUUGGGUCCUGAUUUAGUAAUUGUUUAAGUUGAUCAGGCUAAAUGCAGUGAAAUAGUUGUUGUUUUAUCUAAGUUUUUUGAUAAUGAUUUGUAUAAGUUGAUUUUUACGGUUUUUAUAA